Molecule: messenger RNA, 848 nt
Organism: Lodderomyces beijingensis
Lineage: Eukaryota; Fungi; Ascomycota; Pichiomycetes; Serinales; Debaryomycetaceae
Source: the annotation of a GenBank genome assembly
AUGUCCACCCAAUCCGUGCAAGUAUGUAAUGGACCUAUACGAAUCUGAUGGGGAAGAUGGCCUAUGCUAUGAGUUUACGAGAAAGAGGGGAAACCGUGUUUUAAACCGGAGAAAUCAGACCACCAACAAACAUCGUCGUGGUCGUCAUCAUCAUUGAUCAACGUCGUCAUCAACACUGAAAGAGAUCGGGGUUUCGAGGCUCCGGGCGUUCUAUCCUCAAACGUACACUAUGAGCAACGAAGCAAACCCUUUAAAAUCUGGAUUGAUCGCUCCCAUUAACUCACGAACCAGUAAAAUUCUUGAGCUCAGAGGUUGCAAGAAUCCACCACCCCUUCUAGCUUGCCCCUCGCAAAAGUGACCCUCACAGCCCCCUCCUUGGAGCGCCGUAGUUCUUCCCAUCAAACAGCAGGCUCGAGUUACUAACAAUUUGAAAAUUUUAGACUUUCGGUAAAAAGAAGACUGCAACCGCCGUUGCUCACGUCAAGAACGGUAAAGGUUUGAUCAAAAUCAACGGCUCCCCAAUCACUUUGGUUCAGCCAGAAAUCUUGAGAUUCAAGGUCUACGAACCAUUGACCUUGGUUGGUUUGGACAAAUUCCAAGGUAUUGACAUCAGAGUUAAAGUUUCUGGUGGAGGUCACGUGUCCCAGGUUUACGCCAUCAGACAAGCCAUUGCCAAAGGUUUGGUUGCUUACCACCAAAAGUUUGUUGACGAAGCUUCGAAAAAUGAGUUGAAGAAAGUUUUUGCUGCUUACGACAAGACCUUGUUGGUUGCUGACUCCAGAAGAAUGGAACCAAAGAAGUUUGGUGGUCGUGGUGCCAGAGCAAGAUUCCAAAAAUCUUACCGUUAA